AUGUCGCGGCUCCGCGCCGCGUGGCAGGGGCUGGGGGAGAAGGCAGGGCAGCUGCGACAGUUGGGAAAGCGGAGGAAGCUGGGGAUCAGCGGAGCACUACAUCCCGCGGAGUCCCGACAGAAAGGCCCUCAUGGAGGACGGGCUCGCUCUGAAGGCGGCUCAGGGAGGCAGGAGCCGGGCACGCCAAGGUCAAAAAUCUGCAGCUUCAAAGAGGGGCUGGGGGUGUGUGCCGCGUUUUAUUUGGCUGAUUUCUUCCUACAGUGGGAAAGCGGAGGAAGCUGGGGAUCAGCGGAGCACUACAUCCCGCGGAGUCCCGACAGAAAGGCCCUCAUGGAGGACGGGCUCGCUCUGAAGGCGGCUCAGGGAGGCAGGAGCCGGGCACGCCAAGAACCUGCCUUCGGGGAAGUGAACCAGCUCGGGGGGGUGUUUGUCAACGGGAGACCCCUGCCCAAUGCCAUCAGGCUGCGGAUUGUGGAACUGGCGCAACUGGGUAUCAGGCCGUGUGACAUCAGCCGGCAGCUCCGCGUUUCCCACGGCUGUGUCAGCAAAAUCCUGGCUCGCUACAACGAGACCGGCUCCAUCCUACCGGGGGCUAUCGGAGGCAGCAAGCCUCGGGUCACCACCCCGACGGUGGUAAAACAUAUCCGGACCUACAAACAAAGGGACCCGGGCAUCUUCGCCUGGGAGAUCCGGGAUCGCCUGCUGGCCGAUGGCGUGUGCGACAAGUACAACGUGCCGUCGGUCAGCUCCAUCAGCCGCAUCCUCCGGAACAAAAUCGGGAACCUGUCUCAGCAGAGUCACUACGAGUCCUACAAGCAGCACCAGCCGCCCCCACAGCCUGCUCUGCCCUACAACCACAUCUACUCCUACCCCAGCCCCAUCGCUGCUGCAGGAGCCAAGGUGCCCACCCCUCCCGGGGUGCCAGCGAUCCCCGGCACCAUGGCCAUGCCCAGGACGUGGCCGUCCUCCCACUCGGUGACGGACAUCCUGGGGAUCCGCUCUAUCACAGACCAAGCAGUGAGCGACACCUCGCCUUACCCCAGCCCCAAGGUGGAGGAAUGGAGCAGCCUGGGCCGAAACAGCUUUCCCCCCCCGGCCCAGCACGCCGUGAACGGGCUGGAGAAGAGCUCCCUGGAGCAGGAGGCCAAGUACAGCCAGGCACCCAACGGCCUCCCAGCUGUCAGCAGUUUCGUGUCAGCGCCAGCCAUGCCUCCCUACGCCACACCAGCCCAAGUGUCACCUUACAUGACGUACAGUGCCGCCCCAUCAGGCUACAUGGCCAGCCACGGCUGGCAGCAUGCUGGAGGCACCCCGCUGUCCCCUCACAGCUGCGACAUCCCCGCCUCGCUGGCGUUCAAGGGCAUGCAGACGGCCAGGGAGGGCAGCCACUCGGUCACGGCCUCCGCGCUCUGA
Aptenodytes forsteri (emperor penguin) is the source of this 1413-nucleotide messenger RNA. It is a transcript of the gene PAX9, whose product is annotated as paired box 9. The coding region runs from base 1 to 1413 and encodes 470 amino acids. The record is from RefSeq and is a predicted model, not a curated record. Lineage: Eukaryota; Metazoa; Chordata; Aves; Sphenisciformes; Spheniscidae. Gene Ontology annotation, molecular function: DNA-binding transcription factor activity, RNA polymerase II-specific; RNA polymerase II cis-regulatory region sequence-specific DNA binding. The transcript is spliced from 5 exons. Gene Ontology annotation, biological process: regulation of transcription by RNA polymerase II; anatomical structure development.